This is a messenger RNA of Piliocolobus tephrosceles (Ugandan red Colobus), 1504 nucleotides long. RefSeq names its product SRY-box transcription factor 2 (gene SOX2). Gene Ontology annotation, biological process: neuron differentiation; brain development; positive regulation of transcription by RNA polymerase II. The transcript has a single exon. NCBI's taxonomy places the organism in Eukaryota, Metazoa, Chordata, Mammalia, Primates, Cercopithecidae. Bases 430 to 1389 code for a protein of 319 amino acids. The record is from RefSeq and is a predicted model, not a curated record. Gene Ontology annotation, cellular component: nucleus. Gene Ontology annotation, molecular function: RNA polymerase II cis-regulatory region sequence-specific DNA binding; DNA-binding transcription activator activity, RNA polymerase II-specific.
UGUCUAUUAACUUGUUCAAAAAAGUAUCAGGAGUUGUCAAGGCAGAGAAGAGAGUGUUUGCAAAAGGGGGAAAGUAGUUUGCUGCCUCUUUAAGACUAGGACUGAGAGAAAGAAGAGGAGAGAGAAAGAAAGGGAGAGAAGUUUGAGCCCCAGGCUUAAGCCUUUCCAAAAAAUAAUAACAACAAUCAUCGGCGGCGGCAGGAUCGGCCGGAGGAGGAGGGAAGCUCUUUUUUGAUCCUGAUUCCAGUUUGCCUCUCUCUUUUUUUCCCCCAAAUUAUUCUUCGCCUGAUUUUCCUCGCGGAGCCCUGCGCUCCCGACACCCCCGCCCGCCUCCCCUCCUCCUCUCCCCCCGCCCGCGGGCCCCCCAAAGUCCCGGCCGGGCCGAGGGUCGGCGGCCGCCGGCGGGCCGGGCCCGCGCACAGCGCCCGCAUGUACAACAUGAUGGAGACGGAGCUGAAGCCGCCGGGCCCGCAGCAAACUUCGGGGGGCGGCGGCGGCGGCGGCAACUCUACCGCGGCGGCGGCGGGCGGCAACCAGAAGAACAGUCCGGACCGCGUCAAGCGGCCCAUGAAUGCCUUCAUGGUGUGGUCCCGCGGGCAGCGGCGCAAGAUGGCCCAGGAGAACCCCAAGAUGCACAACUCGGAGAUCAGCAAGCGCCUCGGAGCAGAGUGGAAACUUUUGUCGGAGACGGAGAAGCGGCCGUUCAUCGACGAGGCUAAGCGGCUGAGAGCGCUGCACAUGAAGGAGCACCCGGAUUAUAAAUACCGGCCCCGGCGGAAAACCAAGACGCUCAUGAAGAAGGAUAAGUACACGCUGCCCGGCGGACUGCUGGCCCCCGGCGGCAACAGCAUGGCGAGCGGGGUCGGGGUGGGCGCCGGCCUGGGCGCGGGCGUGAACCAGCGCAUGGACAGUUACGCGCAUAUGAACGGCUGGAGCAACGGCAGCUACAGCAUGAUGCAGGACCAGCUGGGCUACCCUCAGCACCCGGGCCUCAACGCGCACGGCGCAGCGCAGAUGCAGCCCAUGCACCGCUACGACGUGAGCGCCCUGCAGUACAACUCCAUGACCAGCUCGCAGACCUACAUGAACGGCUCGCCCACCUACAGCAUGUCCUACUCGCAGCAGGGCACCCCUGGCAUGGCUCUUGGUUCCAUGGGUUCGGUGGUCAAGUCCGAGGCCAGCUCCAGCCCCCCUGUGGUUACCUCUUCCUCCCACUCCAGGGCGCCCUGCCAGGCCGGGGACCUCCGGGACAUGAUCAGCAUGUAUCUCCCCGGCGCCGAGGUGCCGGAACCCGCCGCCCCCAGCAGACUGCACAUGUCCCAGCACUACCAGAGCGGCCCGGUUCCCGGCACGGCCAUUAACGGCACACUGCCCCUCUCGCACAUGUGAGGGCAGGACAGCGAACUGGAAGGGGGAGAAAUUUUCAAAAAAAACGAGGGAAAUGGGAGGGGUAUAAAAGAGGAGAGUAAGAAACAGCAUGGAGAAAACCCGGUACGCUCAAAAA